Messenger RNA from Adineta steineri, 378 nucleotides. NCBI's taxonomy places the organism in Eukaryota, Metazoa, Rotifera, Eurotatoria, Adinetida, Adinetidae. The record is from the annotation of a GenBank genome assembly.
AUGAUACAAACUCUUGUGAUUCAAAAUACGAAAAGUAUUUUAAUUCAACGUAUACUUGAUUCUUUUAAAACUAAAUCAUCUGAUAGUACAACAAAUACAUCAUUAUCAUCUAUAAAUGAAAUAAAAACGUCGUGUCAAUCACAAAAUCUUUCAAAUAAAAUUUAUAUAAAUUUUAAGAAUAAAAAUGAAUUAGGUAUAAAACCACAUAUCGAUGAUCUAUUAGAAAUAAUCGAAUAUAAUAAAAAAUGUUUAUGUCAUUCAAUUGAAAUUAUUUUUAAUAAUCAUAUUCUUAAUCAACAAUUAUCUUAUAAGCAAAAACAAUCAAUAUUACGUAUUAUUUUACGUCGACAACAAAUUUUUAAUCAAUAUUUUUCUUAA